This is a messenger RNA of Recurvomyces mirabilis, 1650 nucleotides long. RefSeq lists its product as uncharacterized. Bases 1 to 1650 code for a protein of 549 amino acids. The record is from RefSeq and is a predicted model, not a curated record. The transcript has a single exon. Lineage: Eukaryota; Fungi; Ascomycota; Dothideomycetes; Mycosphaerellales; Teratosphaeriaceae.
AUGCUCUCCACCCUGUUCUUCACCGGGCUCCUGCCGGUACGACUUGCCACCACCACCACGGUCAUCAACAAACGCGCAGCUUUGGGUCGUCGGGGUCUUGCCUCACAACGCUGGGAGUCGAAGCAUACUUGCAUCUAUGAUGCUUGUGGAACUAAAUCGACCUGCAAUGGCUGUGCCUUCACUUCCUCUGGCGCAUCAAGCUAUACCCUGAACUGUGGUAGCCGUGUUCAAGGUUCUGAUGAAUGGGUGGUCGAGUCUGACGGCCUGGCAGUCACGGGAGCACCAGAUUGUCUUGAAGCUUGCGACGAGUGGCCUCAGUGUGGUGGGGUUUCCGUGGCCUCGAACGGCAGUUGCAUUGCCGUCAGCAACAGGACGGCCGUGAGUCUUGUAGAUGAUGUUGGCUCGAGAGCUUACGUCCUUGUGGCGCUGGCUCCCGCCACUCCUCAGGUAGUGGCGACUGCCGUGUCAGCGUCGACCGAAAGCUCAGCAGCACUGUCCGGUACUGGGACUCCGCCAUCGUACUUCAAUGUGUCGUCUUCUAUAUCACCAUUAGCUCCAAGUGCUACGGUUCCAGCCUCAACUCAACCUACCAGUCAAUGCCAAUCGGCGAACAUCAGCUGCCCCGCCUGCGAAGGAGAGCAAGUGACUGAUGCAACCGGCAAGAACCACAAAGUCUUCUGCAACAGCCAGAUCUUUUCAGAGAACCAGUACAGCAUACAGGAGUGGCUUUCUCCACAAGGAUGUCUUGCCGAGUGCGACCGCUUUUCCUGGUGUCAAGGGACGACUUACUACGCCAAUAGGAACUGCGAGCUUGCGAACGGCCCAGAUGUAUUUCCGGAACAAAUGCCAGGCUAUACUGGAUUCCUGCCGGUAGCGACUAAGUCGUACACUCCGGCGACGGCAGCGAGUGCUUUUCCAACCACUAACAGCUAUGUUCCAGUGUCGAGCUCUACAGCCACUCCAGCUGUAGUGCCGUCGACUACGACUUCCCUUGCUGCAUCAACCACCCUUUCGUGCGACAGCUCCGAGGCUCGUUGCCCAUUAUGUGACGGUGUUUCUGUGGUGGACUGGCUAAAUGUGACAUACACGGUUUCCUGCCAGGAAGUACCGAUAUGUGAGACCAUAAUCCACCGCGAGCACGGGACAUCGCAAUUCGAGUGUUUGGAGUACUGCGAUGCAGAUCCGGUUUGCUUCGCCGCUGUAUGGAAUAGCGGUGAUUGCCAACUCUGCCAGGACGGUCUUGAUGGAACGAUCUUCAACGAUCAGCCAGAUGAUCCAAAGUUCUUGGUGUAUUACCCACAAUCCGCCGACACCGCCAAUGUGACCUCCUCCUUGCCACAAACAACAAAUACGUCUGUUCAGGCGUCUACCACUAGCAGUACAGGUUCUAUCUCGAUCUUACCUUUUCACGGCGGCACAUUCAUCACGGCCCCAUCACAGAAUGCCACCAUCACCAUUUCUAGUCCUGAUAGCACGGCCGUGACGACGAUUUCGAAUGAUACGACCUCCAUAAUCGUGGUCACAAGCGCCGCCUUGAGUAUCUUGCCAAUCAAUGGCGCUACGCUCAUCACCGCACCCACACCAAGCAGCACACCAUCGGUCGUCGUGAUCACUGGCACCAUCACAGGCGCCGACUACACUGGCAGCUAG